GGACUAUUCUUCUGUUCUUCUUUACGACUGGUCACAUAAAUUAACUAUUAAUGUGAUUUAAGAUUAUAGCUCAAGUGUGUAAGUUUUUUAACGUUGCAUUUUCAGUUUCCGCUGCUUGUUAUACAUAUAUAGAAUCAAAAAGCAUCAGCUAUGACCUAACCUCGAAUCAGAUUCCAUGCUCGCCUGAUGGUCAACCAAUAGUGACGUUAUCAAACGUUUUCCGCAUGUAAAGUUCGUAAUUUUUCGAUUAUAAUAAGAUGUCAUUUGUUCGACUGACUCUACAAGCUAUUGGUAACGCAGGCCGCACUGGAUUGCAUCGGGUUAUAUCAGCGAGAGGUAUUUCACAGAGCUUCGUUCGCUGCGAACAGCAACAAGCACAACUCGAAGACAAUGUAAAUGAGGAAGGUGCUGAAGUCGACUCUGAGCCAAAGGUUGAUCCUAGAAGUGAUAGAUCCAAAGUUAUCCCAGUCGAAACUAGUAUUUCAUAUCUUGAGAGCGAAGCUUAUAAACUAGCUUAUGGGGAUGAUCCAGUAUGGAAACAUUAUCGAAGAAACUUUAAGGGUCAGUUUGCUCCGACACGAACCAGAAAAACUUGUGUAAGAAACAAAGUUAUUACCACGAGUAAUCCUUGUCCUAUAUGCAGAGAUGAAUAUUUGGUAUUAGAUCAUAGGAAUACUAAACUGCUAAAUCAAUUUAUUUCUCCAUACAACGGUGAACUCCUGCAAACAAAAAAAACUGGUCUUUGCCGAAAGCAACAUGAGAAUCUUGAAGUCGCUAUUUACAGAGCUAAGGAUUAUGGGACCAUAAGUUUUGAUGUUCCCUUCAGAACAUAUGAUUACUCUGAAUGGUAUAAUCCUGAAGCUGAAUCUAAUAACAAGGAAUAGAGUGAUAUAAUACCCGUAUAAUAGUGAUACAUCAACGUCAUAAUGGAAGCCACUUUUGUAAUAAUUGGUGGGGGCAUUUCAGGAGUGUCUUGCGCUGAAAGUAUUGCAUUUCUUGCUCCUAAUGAAAGUAUAAUUUUAAUAACAGCAAGUCCAUUGAUAAAAGCCGUUACCAACGUUGUAACUCUUGGAAAAACAUUGACACAAUUUGAUGUAGAAGAACGCUCAACAAACUCAUUGACGGAACUGUAUCCGUCAAUAAAUGUAAUCAACGAUGUAGUAGCUGAAGUUGACAAAAACAAAAAAACUAUAAAAACAGAGAGUGGAAAUAUAAUUAGCUAUAAGAAAUUGUGCAUCUGUACAGGAGCACGGCCGAAACUGAUUUGCGAAAAUAACAUCAGAGUCAUAGGUAUUCGCGACACUGAAUCAGUAGAAAAGUUUAUGGAAAAAUUGAAAGAAGCCAAGAGAAUCGUUGUGGUCGGGAAUGGAGGAAUCGCAACCGAACUUGUUCACGAAAUAAGCGGAGUCGACGUAGUAUGGGUAAUAAAAGAUAAACAUAUAUCAGCAACGUUUGUUGACCCUGGCGCUGCGGAAUUUUUCCAAGAGAAACUUUUGAAAAAGGAUUCAGAUACAGAGAGUAAACCUGUUAAACGAAUGAAGUACACAAUAACAAGUGGUAAGUCUGAAAAAGGUGGACCUGCGCUUGGACCAGACUGGCACAAUAAUUUUAAAUUAAAGGAUUCUCGUGCUUUGCCAACUUCUAUUCAAGUAGAAUAUGAAUGUGAAGUACACAAAAUUAUAAAUCAAUCAGAAAUUAGUCACAAUGAAACAGAAAAAUGGCCUAUCUAUGUAGAGUUAACCAAUGGUAAGAUCAUAGGAUGCGAUAUUGUAGUUUCUGCUACUGGUGUCAUACCAAACAGUAAUAUGGUUGGAUUAGAAUCCUUGAAGAAAGCAACAGAUGGUGGUUAUAUCGUUGAUUGGAAGUUAGAGACGUCAGAAAAGGAUAUUUUUGCAGCUGGAGAUGUUUGUACGGCAGGUUGGGAUAUUGCAUGGCAUUGGAUCCAGAUGAGAUUAUGGACUCAAGCCCAUCAAAUGGGUCGUUAUGCUGCAAAAUCCAUGUUUUCUACGCUGAUAGAUGAAGAGUUUUUACAAGAUUUUUGCUUUGAGCUUUUUACACAUGUGACCAAAUUUUUUGGUUAUAAAGUAAUUCUGCUUGGGCUCUACAAUGGGCAAAAGUUAGACAAGGAUUAUGAAAUUUUGUUAAGAGUAACCAAAGGACAUGAAUACGUUAAACUUAUUCUUAGUGAUGGAAAAUUACAAGGAGCAGUCUUAAUUGGAGAGACAGAUUUGGAAGAAAUGUGCGAAAAUUUAAUACUUGAUCAGCUAGAUCUUAGUAUAUAUGGUGAAGAUUUGUUAAAUCCAGACAUCGACAUAGAGGACUACUUUGAUUAAGUAUUAAAUAGUCUAUACCGUAGCGAUUCUAUAUAUCCUUCCUAAUAACAAUACAAAACUGACAUCUGUCUAUAUUGAAAAAAAAUUGAAAAAAGUUUGUACUUUCUGUAAUAAAUAGGUUUAUUGUUAAA
Molecule: messenger RNA, 2464 nt
Organism: Nasonia vitripennis (jewel wasp)
Lineage: Eukaryota; Metazoa; Arthropoda; Insecta; Hymenoptera; Pteromalidae
Gene: Pyroxd1
Product: pyridine nucleotide-disulfide oxidoreductase domain-containing protein 1
Exons: 5
Coding region: 258-884 (208 amino acids)
Biological process (GO): mitochondrial translation
Cellular component (GO): mitochondrion; ribosome
Molecular function (GO): oxidoreductase activity; structural constituent of ribosome; flavin adenine dinucleotide binding
Source: RefSeq, a predicted model, not a curated record